Parasteatoda tepidariorum (common house spider) is the source of this 2358-nucleotide messenger RNA. RefSeq names its product estradiol 17-beta-dehydrogenase 2-like. Gene Ontology annotation, molecular function: oxidoreductase activity. The record is from RefSeq and is a predicted model, not a curated record. Lineage: Eukaryota; Metazoa; Arthropoda; Arachnida; Araneae; Theridiidae. Gene Ontology annotation, biological process: steroid metabolic process. Gene Ontology annotation, cellular component: intracellular membrane-bounded organelle.
UUUUCUUUAAUAUGUAUAAAAUUUGGAAGUUAUUUCUUACUUCAAAUUAAAUUUUCUUUAUAAAGUAUGAAUUCUAAUUACGUAUUUGUUGUCGUCGUACACUUUAUUUGUACAUUUGUUGUCCUUCGUACGAUUUUUCAUGUCUGCCCAAGUUUUUUAAUUGAGUCCAUUAACUGUGGAAUGACAUUAGCUUCUGCAGCUCUCAUCGGAUGGUUCACCUUUCGAUUUACCAAAACAAAAUGGUUAAAUGAUCGAGUUCUGCCGGAUGGAAAAGCUGUUCUAAUCACAGGUUGUGAUCGAGGAUUUGGUCAGGCACUUGCUAUUCGCUUAGAUUCACUAGGUUACCAUGUAUUUGCAAGUUGUCUUUCACCAUCUGAUCCAGGAGUUCAGAAUUUCAAGAAUAAAUGUUCCAGUCUUUUGCACGUUUUAGAAAUGGAUGUUACGAAGGAAAACAGUGUUCAGGCUGCGUUAGAAUUCGUUAAAGAAAACCUGAGUACUUCAGAGCUUUGGGCCGUCGUCAACAACGCUGGUAUUUUUAAAGGACUAUCUGUUGAAAUAGCUCCAUUGCAAGAUUUUGAAGCUUGUCUUGAAGUUAAUACUUACGGUCCAUUAAGAGUCACUAAAGCCUUUUUACCUUUGUUGAGAAAGUCAAAGGGCAGAGUUAUCAAUUUGACAAGUACAGCUGGUAGAAUACCAAUAUUUGGAUUUACACCUUACACAGUGAGUAAAUUUGCUACAGCAGGGUUCACCGACUGUUUUAGACAAGAAAUGGAUGUCUGGGGUGUUUCUGUUAUAUCUGUGGAACCGGAAUCAUAUCAAACUGCCAUGACAGAUCCAAAGCUAUUUUUCAAGCACAUCGAAGAGAAUUUGAGUAAUUUAGAUAAAACCAUUAAAGAAGAUUAUGGAGAGGAAUAUUUUAAAUCCAUAAGAAAGUUAACAAGAAUCGUCCUUGAUCUUGCUGCACCUAAAAUUGAAAAAGUAAUCGACGAUUUGGAGUCUGCAAUUACGCUUGAAUAUCCAGAUCGGGUGUACAUGCCUUGUAGAAAUUUAUUAUUCAAAUUUUUGUUUUCUGUACAAAAAGUUUUGGCUCUGGUCGUACAAGACAUUAUCGUAAAAGUUUUUACAUUCUUUCUCUUAUUUAAACACUUGAAACCAGGUGCAAUAUAACUAAGUAACUUAAAUUUUAGACUUAAAAAAUAAUAUUUAGCUGUCUUUAGAUAAACAAAUUUAAAAAAAAAACUUAAAAUGAUUUAAAUAUAAUGAAGUAUAAAACAUACAUUUCAAUAGUAGACAUCAUUUUUAAAAUAUAUAUACCUAGUGAACGUUAACCCUUCAAUCGUUCUGUAAAAUUUUAUUGAAAUUCUCCAGUUACUGUUUUCUCUAUGAAUAAAACAGGGAAAACAGUUUUUGAAUGACGGAAAGUCAGCAAUUUUAAACUUGAAAAAAGUCAGUAAUAACGCUCCUAGAGUUACCAUUAUGGAUGGUGAUUACAAUAAUUAAGUAAGCAUUAACAAAAGCCUGAAGAUCCUUCGAAAAAAGUUCCAGUUAGAAAAUCACUGCUAGAGCUUAUUUUAACUUAUCUUACGAGACGAUAUUUUAGAGCACCUGAUUUCGUUUCUUAUUUUUUCGAAACAUAAAAGAUUAUGGACUCAAAAAUUUUACAAUUUAUAAGAUAUCUACACCAUCAUUUGAUCCUGUUAAGUAUUAAGACAAUAUCGUUUAGAAUAAUUUAGUUUCAAAAAAAGAAUUAAGUUGUCUAAUUUUGAAAGAAACCGCAGACUUGGCAACCAUGAUUUGGCUAAAUUUUUAUUUCUGGUGUGUAGUAUUAUUGAGUACAUUGGUCAUUUCUAUAUCGAAUAUGUAGUUUUAGUGAACGAAUGAUUGUUUAAAACAUUGGCUAGCUUAAUAAAUAAACAACAAGAAAACACAAGGUAGGCAAAUAGUAAGAAAGUAGACAGGAUACUCCUAAGUCUUGCAGUAGAAAAGCAUAUAGCGUAUUCUACUGCUGUAGAAAUCACUAUGCAAUUUUGUUUGUGAUACUCUAAAAUUUAAAUUACUAAAUAUUGUUAAUAAUAAGUUAUUAACAGAUAUUUGUAAUUUGAACACAUGAAAUCAAUCUUUAUCACUAAUAUUUUUCAUACUAAAAACCAAUGAACUCCCCAAAAUUGUUGGUCAUAGAGGUUAAAAUCCAUAAAUUUGAAACCAGUGGCAUAAAUGCAUUUCUUUAACAGAGACGACUGAAAUAUUUUAAUGGGCAUCCUAUACUGUUCUUACAUUCAUGUGUAAUACAUAACACAUGCAUCAUAUACACAUGCUACUAAACAGACAGCUUCAAUUUCCGCUUAUGCUUUGUACAUU